Molecule: messenger RNA, 2338 nt
Organism: Paramecium pentaurelia
Lineage: Eukaryota; Ciliophora; Oligohymenophorea; Peniculida; Parameciidae
Source: the annotation of a GenBank genome assembly
AUGCUACAUCUUGAUAUAGAAGUAUAAACAAUCCAAUUUUUCAUUGGCUCCACUCUUGAAUCAUGCUCUAUUAAAUUAAGUGAUUGUAUUCAUAACAUCUAUCCUUAGCCUUCUCCAAUACUGUAUUAGAAUCAAAAGUAAGAUGCAAAUCAAAAGAGAUUCAAGAAAUUUGGGAAAAAAUUGAAUUAAAUGUGUAAUAUGUUGAGAAAGGCAAUGUAUUACAUUAUUGCAUAUAUAUGUAGUUGAAACUCUACUUUUAUGAUGGCUAAACCAUUUUUGGAGAAGCAACCAUUAAUUUAGGGUUUUACAUUGAGAAUAAUCUUCCUCUUAUCAUUGAUAAAAUUACUAUUCAGAAUAAAUUCGAUUCAGAAGCCUAAGUUCAAAUGAGUUUAGCAUGGAAUUAGUUAGAUUAAUUGCAAUCCAAAUAAAUACGCUAAGUAAGCCCUAUGAGAGACUAACCUAUUCCUACUCCACCACCUUAGAAACCGGUUGGAUAAUAGAAGAAACCAGCUGAUGAAUUUCAUUUUGAUAAGAGAACUGUACAUGCAACAUAUACUUAAUGGAAAGAUCAUUAGGAAUAGGUUAAAGAAUAAUAUGUCAAGAAAUUAAAGGAACCCAUCAAAAAAGGACAAAUAGAGGAUGAAAAAUUUGAAGACAUUCGUAAACCUGAAGUUCGAGUUAUGAGUCCUCGUAGAUUCCAAACUCCCAAAGAUUAUAAACCAAUAAAUAAAUAAUAAAUUUAAAAAUCAACUGGAGGAUUUGAAAAUCUAAAAUCUUCAAAUAACAAUCCAUUAGAUUUUAGAUAAAUCAAUAAGGACUUACAAAACAACUCAAACAAUAGAGCUCCAUCUAAAAGUCCUAAUCGAUAUGACUCAAGAGUUAAAACAAGAAAUGAUGUUUUGUAAGCUACAUCACCCAAUGAAUAAAGUGAAAUUCUUAAAGGAUCUACAAAACCUAAACCUUAGUCUAAGAAAGGAGAACUUUAAGAGAAUUUUGGAACAAGACCUACUUAAAUGGAAGGAGGUUUGACAAUGUCAAGCAAAUAAUUAGAUACAGAAAUAGAUUCAACUUAAUGGAGAUAAUAAUUGUCAUAGUUAUAAUAGGAGAAUGUUUAAUUAAAAAAUUAGAUAUAAAAAUUAAGUAAUGAAAAUUAAGGUUUAAAAGAUUAAUAAAUAAAAAGUGAAGCUGCUUUUAAUUUAUUAUCAGAAACUUACAGUAAUUUAAGAAAUGAAUAUUAAAGAAUUUAAGUUAAAAGCUUUAAUAAUAGUUCUAGUCAUUCUUUAUUAAUGAACAAGGAGACAGAUCAUUUAAAAAGGGAAUUAGAUUAAAAGUCUAAAGAAAUAGAAUUUUAUAAGAAAGAAGCUGAAUUAUGGAAAAAAGAUUUGGAUGUAACUAAAAGAGAAAAUGGUUAAAUUAAAAGAGAAGUAGAACAAUUUAAAAAAGAUCUUGAAAAUCGAUUAAUAGAUUUAGAGAGUUAAAAGAGAGAUAUUGAGAAUAAAAAUAGAGAAAUAGAGAAUCUAGAAAAAGAAUUAUAAAGAGCUUAAUAAGCAAUUUAAUUAAUUUAGAAUGAUAGUUUUAGAAGUGCUUCUUAAUUAUCAGGACAAAAUACAAAUUAAGAAAUUAUGGAACAAAUGAAAAAUCUAAUUAAAACAAAACAAAUUGAAGUAGAUAGUAAGAAUGAAGAAAUUAAAUAAAAUAAGAUUAGAAUAGCAUAUUUAGAGAAAGAAUUAUAUGAGAAAGGUAGACGCACUUUAGAUUAAAGUGAAUAGAUUAAAAAUUUAAGUUCUUAAUUAGAAUAAGAAAAUGAAAAAUUGAAAUAACAAUUAGUAGAAAAGAAUGUUGAAUUGUAAUCAAAGUAAAUAAAAAUUAUAGCUAAAUAGAAUACAAGAAAUAGAGAGAUUAAUGACUUAGAAUAAUAAUGUAUUUUUAUAAUCACCUGAUAUUUAGAAUACUGAUUCUAAUAAACUAUUAAAUGAUUAUAUAGUUUAGAUAACUACUUUAAAAUAAGAGAAUCAAAGUUUAAGUAAAUUUUAUUAUUUAAAUAAAAAUUAGUCUUGUAAAAUAAAAAAGAUUAAGUUAAACUUGAGAGUUUACAAAAUUAAUUUGAAAUAACCAAGGUAACCACAUAAUAUAUAAUAAUUGACAGAAUAUUGUUGUACUAAGUGAAUAGCGCCAACAAUCUCUUGAGCAUGAAAUUCUUUAAUUAGAAAAAGCUGUCCUUGGAGGAAAAUAAAAUAUGGCAGAUGUGAUCAAUGCUGUUAUGGAAUGCGGUGGUCCUCAGUUAGCUGAGGAGGUAGAGAGAUUCUUGAUUACUAGAAGGAGUACCAAAGUUAGUUGA